Molecule: messenger RNA, 751 nt
Organism: Solanum tuberosum (potato)
Lineage: Eukaryota; Viridiplantae; Streptophyta; Magnoliopsida; Solanales; Solanaceae
Exons: 3
Coding region: 368-751 (127 amino acids)
Source: RefSeq, a predicted model, not a curated record
CUUUUCAUGUGGAAAUCUUACUGACCUGAGCUUUCCGUUCUCUCUUUCCACACAACCUGACUGUGGAAUACUGCCCUUCUCUGGUUGUGAUGCUAAACCAUAUCCAAGAAUCCAACUGCUUCCUGGAGGAGACUGGUACUAUGCUUUAGGAAAUCCAUAUAAUUAUACAGUUUGGCUCGUGGAUCCGAAGCUUCAAACCACGUUGAGGCAACACAAGUGCUGGGCUUUUAACAAAAAGUUCUCCCUUCCAGACUCUCCUUAUAUUUCUUUCAAAAUCUUGAAUAAUCUCAACUUCUUCAAAUGUAACAUCACUGGUAGCAACACCCCAAACAAUACCCACAAGAAUGACCAUUUUGCUGGUUAUAAAAUGUACCAUGGCUGUAAAGGCUUCAGCAUAUAUUACAAGCUUCUCGGAGAUGAUGAUGAAGAAGUUCGAGCAGGCAAUCUUCCUGCCACCUGUUCACUUAUCAGAUUACCAGUCCGCUCGAUAUCAGAUCCUGGUGGUUUGUUCAAUAUGUUAAGCGCCUCUUUUAUAGUAGAAUGGAAACUGUCUGAGGACUGUUACCAAUGUCACUAUGACGGAGGUCAAUGCCAGACUGAUAUAACCAACGAAUUUCACUGUACAUAUCCAUAUAAUCCACAUGCUCAAGAUGCAAUAACGACUAGAAGCAAGUGGGGACUGACUCUGGGAGCAGAGAAAAGAUUUUGCGGUACCAGUGCCUCAGGUUUUGGGAAUCUAAUGCCGAGCUAA